AUAAAAAUAAAAAAUCUAUAUGGUACAAACUGAUAAAAGAAUUUUCCAAAUAUGGGCACAAGCCUAGAACCUUGUACUUGAUCGGUCAGGUCCUGAAGUAGGUGGCACGAGGUGGUAAGCUAAACUUCACCCUGUUUUGCCAAAACUCACAAAGACAGAGCCAGACAGAUAGAAACCGAUCUCCCAUGGCAGCUUCGAAGGUCCAAGCUUUCUGGAACCAUCCAGCAGGCCCUAAAACCAUUCACUUUUGGGCUCCAACUUUUAAAUGGGGCAUUAGCAUAGCAAAUAUUGCUGAUUUCUCAAAGCCACCUGAAAAUAUCUCUUAUCCUCAGCAACUAGGUAUGCACCUUUUGGGAAUACAGGUUUUCAGCUGUCUAUGUGAUCUAUGUUUAGAAUUAUGGUAUAUAUCAUACCUGAAAUAUUGUUUUGCAGCUGUUACGUGCACUGGGCUUAUUUGGUCUCGUUACAGUAUGGUGAUUACUCCGAAAAACUGGAAUCUUUUUAGUGUUAAUGUUGCAAUGGCUGGGACAGGCUUGACUCAAUUGUCACGCAAAAUAAAGCAUGACUACUUUCCCGACACAGAUGCAGCUGUACAAAAAGAAUGAUCACAAACCUUUCCGUAUGUACAUUGAUCUCAUGCUGCUAGCGUUUCUAUCGCUUGAUUUAAUUUUCUCUGAGAACUGCAAUGUUCAGUACACGAAGAAACAGAUGUGUUUUUUGGGUUGUUGUUGUACUUUUGAUAUUAUUAGCGUGUAAUUUAAGUUUUUGAGUGUUUUCAAUUGGCUACCAAUGAA
This is a messenger RNA of Prunus avium (sweet cherry), 794 nucleotides long. RefSeq names its product mitochondrial pyruvate carrier 4-like. The record is from RefSeq and is a predicted model, not a curated record. Gene Ontology annotation, biological process: pyruvate import into mitochondria. Gene Ontology annotation, cellular component: mitochondrial inner membrane. Lineage: Eukaryota; Viridiplantae; Streptophyta; Magnoliopsida; Rosales; Rosaceae.